GUGUGUGAGGGGGCGGCGGAGGCGGCAGCGGACUGCGCCACUGUCAUGAAGCAUCGACCAAACACCAGACGCAUUUCGGCCUCGCGCCGCGAGACGGGAGCUAUGAAGGAGGAAGAAGCAGUUGGAGCGGACAUUGAUGAUGUUUGCCCCAGCCCACAGUACAACGUGUUGUCCGACAACCUCCGACGGUGCGCGCCCAGCGGCCUGCAGUGUACCAUGUUCUGUGGGGGCCGCAACUGCAAGUAUGAAACUCCGGAAUCCUGGGACUCCGCCCACAUGGCCAUCAGAGGCAUCUACUCCCACUGGGUGACCGACGACAUUCUAGCAAUGGCUAGACCUUGCACUGAAAUAAUAAACAAGAGGAAUGUGAUCAAACAGUUUCAAAGCUUAGGGGUGCGGUCGCUGCUGAACCUCCAGGAGCCGUGGGAACACAACUACUGUGGCUGCCCGCUCGAGCCGAGUGGUUUUACCUAUGAUCCUGCGAUCUUCAUGGACAAUGGAAUCUAUUACUACAACUACGCAUGGCAGGACUAUGGGAGAAGUGAAGGUACAAGGCUACUGGACAUGGUGAAGAUUAUGUGUCACGGGUUGUCGGAGGGAAGGCUAGCUAUCCACUGUCACGCAGGUCUAGGGAGGACUGGUGUUCUCAUAGCUUGUUUUUUAGUCUACAAUAUGAGAUUCCGCGCCAACGAAGCCAUCAGGUUUGUUCGUCUAAAAAGGCCGAAUUCCGUGCAGUCCAGGGGCCAGAUUCUCUGUGUUCAAAACUUUGAACGAUUACUCUUGAAGCAGCCAAAAAUACCAGAGGUUACUCUUCCACAUUAUAUUCUCACACAAAAAAUAAUGCUGCACGGGUUUGAGGCACGCUGUAUACAACAUAUUCCUAAGAUCAUGUACGUAGUCUGUGAGAGAUUGCUGCAGCUGUGUGGCUGUGAUCCUGUAGCCACGAUACCUAUGGACCACCAUGCUCCCACCACAAUGCAUUUCCUUGCAGCCAACAAGAACCCUUCUCAUUAUCACCACAUCAAGAAUUUGCUCAAUAUUUGCUCCAAGAUGAAAGCUACUAACCAACCCGAGAGUAGUAACACUGACACGAAGACUAGAAAAAAGACAACACACUUACCACAUCCAGCUCAUGAAAAUACAAAAUUAGAAGAAGAAAUAGAAAAUCGUCCACAGCUAGAGCCAUUUGAAGAUGAAACUAACAACAAUGUUCAAUCAGAACCAGUAGAAGGACACAUUGGUCAACCGAACCCAAUGGUAGAAGAAAAUAGCAGCUGCCAACCUGGAUUAUUGACAGAAGAAAGUGAAGGUCAUGACAAAAGUCAAUUAAUUGCUGGAGAAACCUGCAAUGACCAACCGGAAUUAUUGGAAGAAAACAUUGAAAACUCCGAAGAAGAAGAAUUGAGGACAGCAGAUAUCGAUGAUCAUGCUCAACUGAAAUCACUGGAAGAAAAUAUUGAUGACAAUAGUCAAUUGAAAAUAUUGACAGAAGAAAUUGAUUGCAAUGAACAGUCAGACAGAUUGGAAGAAGAUGCUGAACAAAACGUGCAGCUAGACACCUGCAAUCUAAACGAAACAGCUCAAUACAGUAAUAACGAAAAUGAUAACGACACUGAUGCUGAAAGGAAAUUUGAACACUUCACCUAUCUAGGAUGUGGGGAUAUUAAUAGAGCUGUUUUCACAACACACGACGUCGUGGAAGCGAUAACCCAGGACCUGGAAGACAUGAGUGAUGCCCAACGGAGAUGCAUCAUGCAAUACCAGCUCAAUCUUACCCAUGGGGAGUCCUGCUGGAGGGGCUUGCAGAGUGAAUCCCGGCUGGUGGUACUGGCUGGGCUACUCACUGACUGGAUGGAGCAACUGAAGAACCCUAUCAUCGACUGUGAGCUACUCUGUCAAAUCAUUAUCCACGCUGAGGACCCGUUGGCAUGUCUUCAAAAAUUUGACUUCGUGACACAAUACACAAUAGAAUAUCUGUUCAGAUUUGUGGCACAUUUGACACCAAUCAACAAUGAAGACUUGACAUGUCUAGUGCAAAGACUUGUAGCGUCAUUAACGCAGCAAAGUGUUCUGAUUCGAGGUAACCUCUUGCCAAAAGAAAAGGACUUUGGCAAACUGCGAAAAGGAACAUAUAGAAAGACUAUGGAGUUUUCCAUGAACCUUUUGGAUCAAAUAAAAAAGAACAUUGCUAAAAACAACCUUCCACCAAGAUUUUGAUCUGCUACAAAUGCUUUGAGAAGAAUUGUUAAAUAUGUUAAUUCAAAUGAAUUAUUUACUAUUAACAUCAAAUAAAUUGUUGACACUUAGAUUAUU
This is a messenger RNA of Homalodisca vitripennis (glassy-winged sharpshooter), 2313 nucleotides long. Its product is annotated as protein tyrosine phosphatase domain-containing protein 1-like. Gene Ontology annotation, molecular function: protein tyrosine/serine/threonine phosphatase activity. Gene Ontology annotation, biological process: cilium assembly; protein dephosphorylation. The record is from RefSeq and is a predicted model, not a curated record. NCBI's taxonomy places the organism in Eukaryota, Metazoa, Arthropoda, Insecta, Hemiptera, Cicadellidae.